CUGCAUUCUAAUUUCAAUAGGUGUAAACCGCUGACUGUUUUUGUGCCCACGUGCUUUUCAAAAUGGCGCCCGKYACUAUCAAAACUUUUUGUUGCCUUCUUUUUCUUUUCCCUCUUGUUCUUGCAGCACAGAGGCAGCACAAUACACUCAACAUGCCUCAAAUUCUSCUUCCGUAUUUAGCCAUGGGAUCUGUACCGGUGAAUUUCACGUUGAAAGCUGUUGAUGGAUGCUAUACUUGGUCUUCAAAUAGACCCGAGGUAGCAACUGUUACUCCACUGUAUUUGACAGACGACGAUGAAAAUGCUCAGCCAUACGGCAAAAUUUGUUCAAGGUCAGCCGUGGUGACAGUUCAGAGACGAACUCCUGAGAAACAAAUGGCUGAAGUUAUUGCUGCAGAGGAAGUGACCGGUAUCCUAUUGGAGUGUGAUGUGUUUGUUGGUAAGAUUGAAAAGAUUGAAGUCAUUUCUACAAGCAGAGAACUCUUUCUUGGAGAAGCACCAACUGUACUGGAGGUACAAGCUUUUGAUGCUGAAGACAAUAUCUUUUCCUCUCUUGGUGCCUUGUCAUUUACUUGGGACCUCAUUUCUGUGGAAGGUGUUGGUUCAGUGAAUGCCAACUCUGUCAUAAGAAUUGUUCAGUUUGAGGAUGUCACAUAUGAAACUCGGCCAGAGAUUUAUGAUCUUGAGUCAAAGAAUCUCCGUGGGAGUGAAGUCAUUAUUGAGCCCAUCAACACUGGAACAGCCAUUGUGAGAGCAAAGCUACGAGGAGCUGCUUUUGAGGAUGUCCCACCAUCAUCUGUCAAGCUAGUGGUAUUGGACAAGGUUUUAUUAAGACCAGCUCACGACAUGUAUAUUAUGGCUUAUACAUGUGUAUCUUAUACCGUGGUUAGACUUCGCCAAGGACAAGUGACAGAACUCACAAUGCCUUCUUCACAAUUCAAAUUCGAAUUGUCUAAUGAUUCAACGACAUACUUGGACGUCAAAAAGUCAAGAGUGACAGGAAUAAAGGAAGGAUUCACCAAACUAACACUUGUUGAUAAAAAUAUGGUUCACAUUGAAGCCAGUCAUCAACCCUCAGCRGCAAUAUAUGUUGUAGAGCCAGUGUAYCUUGGMUUUAGCAUUGUGAGUGACAGCAAUUGGGUUCUUGAGGUUGGUAAAGAAUAUGCUGUCACUGUCCAAUUGUAUGAUAAAAACAAUCACAAGAUACUUAUGGCUGAGAACAUUGAAAUYCAAGCAUCAUUCAGUUCAUCAUUCUUUGAAGUACUUUGGUCUUCACAAAACGGCAGUUAUCAUAUUGUAAGGACAGUAAAGAAAGGAAGUAUUGUUGUUAAAGCAGUUUUUACAAGCAUCAAAGAAGGCUUGUGUACUUUCCCUGACGGCAAAAGUAAAACACUCACCCUAGAAACACCRAUAUCUGGACAACAAGACUUGGAAAUCUUUGAUCCUGUUGUUAUCAUUCCUGAAGAGCUUGUGUUUCCAUGGCAUCCUAGUUCUGGUGUUAGAGGAGCACACCAGUACAACUAUCAGCUCAAGGCUAUGGGUGGUAGUGGCUCAUACAUAUGGACAUCAUUCAAUGCAUCAGUGGCAUCUGUCAAUAAUAAAGGUGUUGUCAUGACAACCACUAAUAUUGGACACACCCAAAUCAAGGCCGCAGAUACUAGGAAUGUGGAUCACUUUGGAACUAUGGAGGUUUAUGUCUUGCCUCCGACCAAGAUGAAUUUCAUUCCUUCAAAAGUCGAAACAGAAGUUGGAACUGAGCUUCUCCUUCCUUUGGUUGUGGCUGCUCCUACACAUAAAGGUUCUCAGGAGCUGCAUGUUUUCUCUGAUUGCAAAGCACUGGCACUAUCUUUUAGUUUAUCAGAUCCUUCUGUUUUCAAUGUUAUUGAAGGAAAUGAUAAUUAUGAGAUUGUACCCAACAGUUGCAUGUCUGUCAGGCUKGAGGCCCUGCGACCAGGAUUCAGUAUACUAACAGUUACUUACCAGUAUAAGGACAUACAACUCAAGGCGGCCAUUACGGUUGGAGCUUAUCUACCUUUACAAGUAUUAGAUCCAAGUUCAAUAGCAGUUGUCACAGUUGGGUCUAUAAAGAAUAUUAUGCUUGGUGGAGGACCUCUUCCAUGGAUACUAGACACUUCUGGUUACUAUGAAAACAUUGAUGCAGAGAGGAAAGAAUUGGUUGAAAUACAUAAUGGACACACAAUGGACUACUUUGUUGAGUCUUCAGGAAGUUUCCACUUCUUCAAUGUUUUGUGUCAUGAGCUUGGUGAACAGGUCCUUACUGUCAGUAUUGGAAACCGUCCCACUGCAAAGAAUAUUUAUCCAGCUUCAGCUACUGCUAAAAUAAGGUAUGCCUGUAUGCUGCCAUCUUCCCUGACUAUCGUACCUGACAUCAGACUUCCUAUUGUGGAUGGAAGGCAACUAUCACCUGAAAACUGUGUCAGCUCCAAUAAAGAGAUCAACGUCAAAAACGACCAAGAUCUWAGACUUCUUCUGAAUGUUCGAGAUGAAAAUGGUCGCUUGUUUGAUAACUUUACUUCACUGUACAUUUCAUGGUCAAGUAGUGAYAAAAGACUGGCUUCWUUUGUUGGUCCUUCAAAGUCAGUUAAAAUGAUGUUUAUUAGAGAAGGAGARAAUGAAGAUGUUAGAAAAUCUGUUUCAUACCAAACAGUUCACCUCAGUGAAAGGAUGGGUGGUGUUGUUAUCAAAGCAACCAUAGAUGGAUAUGACUGUGCUGUCCUCAGAAAAUGCCAUAUGGAGUUGGAGAUUCCAUCAAAAAUCCGUCUUAGUGGACAUCUCAAGCUGUUACUUGUCCCUGAAAGGACCUUGGUGCCUCCCUCUGCAUCCAUGUUGAACCACCCUGACAAUAAAGUAACAUUUCACAUCCAUGGUGGGUCAGGACACUUCUCUGUGAAGGGAAGUGAUGGCUCCAUUGGUGCUGUUACAUACAAUGGCAAACGAGAUAUUGUGGUCAGUCCCAGGAAUGARGGUCUUCUCAAUGUGGUGGUGUAUGAUCUAUGUCUAGAUUCUCCUCACCCUGCAACUCUUAGYAUUCAAGUAUCUGAUAUACAUAGUGUUGAAGUAACCGUGGCUAAUAAGAUUGAAUUAGGAUCUACUACACCCCUCAAAGUCAGGCUUCUUGAUAUGUUUGGUGUGCCGUUACUACUAGGCAGUUAUAGCUUCAUGAGGCUAGCGCCACAAAUAACACCUAACAUCUUAACCCUCAGACAAGAWACARAUCCAAGAAGGGACAGUACSAAYGUAGAAGUGUCCUACUUUACAGUACAAGGCAUGGCUCUGGGUACAGCAAGUUUAACYUUCACUGCAACUUCUAUAACUGGACGAUCAGCAACCAGUAAUGCCAAAGAUAUCCAAGUCUUCCCCCCUCUGAGACUGGACCCUAGAGUAGUGGUUUUGAUACGCGGUGCAACUUUCCAGGUCCGUGCCACAGGAGGCCCAACACCACAGUCAACAACAUCAUUUAUCAUGGGUAACGAGACUGUUGCAUCUGUUAGCAGCAUUGGUCUCAUUGAAGCCAAAGAACUUGGCGUGUCCAAUCUGACAGGAGCAGUACAGACAUCUGACAUURAACAGACCAUCAUAUAUUCCAAGGAUGUUAUCAUGGUCCAUGUGGUAGAGUUAGCUGGAAUACGCAUAUCAUCCAUCUCCACCAACCUUAUGACAGGMACCAAGAUCAGUUUAUAUGCCACCGGAUACAACCAGGAAACUCCAUUUUCCUUUGCUAAUGCAGUACCUGGUCUAAACUUUAUCUGGAAAUCAAGUAAUCCUGAUGUCUGCCAGCUCAUGUCAACUUAUCAUAAGAGUGGCAUAUCAGUUGAAAGUGAGCGUGAUUUCCACAUUCAACUUCACUGUACCAACCCAGGACAAACAACUAUCAGUCUCUCACUGGAAGUACAGGAUAAAUAYGCAGGACAAGUCAAGGAUAGAGCAAUGUUGAGAGAUGAAGUCACAUUCCAGCUUGGUACUGGUGUUCCUAUUCAAGUUCCUAUUGAACAUCUUGAUAAUGGCGAAGGCAUAGAAAAAACYCUGAUUUUCCACAGAGCAUGUUGGCAUAAGAAAUGUUUUGCUAGAUGUAAUACGCUGAAAUUACAAAGAGCCCAAAAGAGAAAGCGAGACCAUGAAGAGGACAAUGACAUAAGUCGUGAUGAGGAGCAAGUACAAAGUCCAGUCAAAAGAAGAUCUAGAGAUCGAAUUCAAGUAACAACUGUAAUAAAAUGCUUCUUUUGUGACUCAGAGACAGGAAAUCUGCAUCGAGCCUCGUCAUUAGAUCUUGAUAGGAAUGUGAAAAACGCAGCUUCUAAGUUAAAUGACUGGAAAUUGUUGGCAAAACUGGCAACCGGCGAUAUGCAUGCUAUUGAUGCUUACUAUCACAAGGACUGUCAUACAUCACUGUUUAAUCGUUUGAGGAGCGUUCAGGAAUCUCAGAGCAGUUCURCGGAUAAGAACGAAAAAGAAAUCCCAGCAGAAUCUGUAGCUCUCUCAGAACUAGUUCUAUAYAUUCUAGAAGCUACGGAGAAAGGCGAAGCUGCUUAUUUUAAGCUUUCUCAAUUGGCAAARAUGUAUGCGUCAAGUCUCGCACGGCUAGGUGAAUCAGUACCAGAAAGAGUGAACACUACAAGAUUAAAAGAAAGGCUUUUAAAUCAGCUUCCAAAGCUCCAGGUUUGUAAUGAUGGCAGAGACGUAAGAUWGGCAUUUCCUGGUGACAUCGGGGCAGCUAUAGAUUUCAUGCACUCCACAAGCUAUGAUGAUACGGCUAUGCAUUUGGCUAAAGCAGCUCACUUGGUGAGGAAGGAUAUGCUUUCUAAAGAUCAAAGUUUUACUGGUUCAUUUGAACCCAAUUGCCAGGUAGCAUCCAUUCCUGAUACCCUUUUGCGUCAUGUUAGUAUGAUACUUGAAGGACCAAAGGCUGGAAACAACCCAGAUGAACCAGCAUCAAUUGCAUCUGCUGCGUUAUCACAGCUUCUAAUCUAUAACUCGAUCAAGCAUGCUAGAACACAAAAAAGUAGUACAACUCGUCGUCAUGAUACCGCAAGAGAGUCGCCGAUAGCAAUUUACAUUGCUCUGGUUAUCCAUGCCGAAACCAGGAAAAGGACUCUAAUUGAUAAGCUCCACAAGCUGGGAUUAUGCAUAUCAUAUGAUAGAGUGUUACAGAUCUCAGCAAACCUGGGUAACAACGUUUGUAAACAGUUUGAGCAAGAAGGAUUAGUUUGCCCUCCAAAACUGAAGAAAGGCCUAUUCACUACAGGCGCAGCGGACAACAUUGAUCACAAUCCGAGUGCAAGAACAGCUAAAGAUUCUUUUCAUGGAACCGCAAUCACUCUAACACAGCAUCCUGAGUGUAAUUCUACAGGAGUUGAAAGACAUCCAGUGUAUCUAGAUCCAAACUCCCCAAAGACGAAGACUGUGUCUGAGUUACCUGAGAGCUAUACGAACAUUGCUCCUGUCUUCGAAGAGGCUAAAAAGGAUGUAUUUGUUCCUAAAACCGGCAGAGAAUGUAAACCAUCACAAGACAAGAUUACUGAGAGCAUGAAGGGUGAAUUCUCCUGGCUUGACAAGGUAGAGCAGCUUCUAGAACAAGAAAAGCUUGAAGAAAAGCAGUAUUUGUCUUGGUCAGCUCACUUUGCAGCUCUUCAGAAAAAUGCAUUAAGACCACGAGCGAUAACAUCCUUGCUUCCGCUGUUCGAAGAAAAAGCAAGUACAUCAGCAAUGAUACAGCAUUCGAUGAAAAUAGUGAAAGAUUCUACUCAAUUUUUAAAUCCAGAUCAAGUGCCCGUAAUCGCAAUGGAUCAGCCUUUGUAUGCUAUAGCUAAGCAAAUCCAAUGGAGCAAGUCUGAGCAGUUUGGAGAAGACAAAUACUUAGUUAUGAUGGGGGCACUACACAUCGAGAUGGCUUCUCUUAAGAUGAUAGGUCAUUGGUUACGCAAUAGCGGUUGGACCAGUGCUUUAGUCCAAGCCGACAUUACGACUGGGGGUCGAGCUGAUGCAGUUUUGAAAGCCAGUCACAUCACCAGAGCACGCUACGCUCAUCAAGUGAGUGCUUGUGCUUUAAAUGUUUUGCGUAAAAAAGCAUUUGAGGAAGACAAAAAGAAACCAAGUGACCCGUGGGAGAAAGACUUUGAGGAGUGGGUCCAGGCCAGAAAAAUAGCGCAUCCACAGUUUAUGUACUGGUCUUUGGCUCUGGAAUUGGAACUGCUUGUUUUGGAAUUCGUCAGAUCAMUCAGAGAAGGAAACUUUCCCGUCUACGUACAAGUACUUGGUAAACUUAUUCCCUGGAUGUUCGUGUUAGACCUAUCAAAUUACUCUAGAUGGCUGCCUGUGCACAUAAGAGAUUUGCUGGAACUGRAAAGAAAACAUCCCACCUUGCAUGCUGAGUUUCUUAAAGGACUGUUUGUAGUCCAGAAGACAGAGCACCGAUUUUCUAUGAUUGCUCUUGACCAGAACCACGAACAGGAAAAUGAAAUAAUCAAGGGUGAUGGUGGCGCAGUUGGCUUGACAGAGAACGAAGCAGCUCUAAGACGAUGGAUGGUUGCGGGACCAGAGGUGGCAAGAGUUGUUAAGGAAUUUGAAGUGUCAUUUGAAGCGAAAAAAGCUACCAGCACCGAGCACCAUGAACARACACUUUCAAUUCAGAAGAGCUUUUCCAAAGAUGUGACAUCACUUGUUAAUGUAAUCGAAGAGUAUGGGAACCCUUUUCUUGAAAAAAGUAAAGAUCUGAUUGUUCUUGACACUAAAGAAAUCAUGCCAGAACAGGUACGAAAAUCAGUGUAUGAAGCCAAAGAYCAAGGCGAAGCUCUUUAUAACAAGUUUGUAAAGGAGCGGCUAGAAAAGUGUACCACUGCACUGUCGGAUACCAUUCCUCGUACCAAUUUGUCUCUGUUUGGGACCUAUCAAGAAACUACUCCUGGCAAAAUGAAGUCAAAGGUUGCCUCUCUGAAGAGUGACUGUAACCUUUUUGCUAGGUUGUACAUAGCGUGCCAGUCCAGAGAAGGAAACUUACAAGAGUUUUUCAAGCAUGAAAAUAGUAGUUGUCCACCAUCCCUUUCGUGCGACAAUAAGAUGCGCAGUGGUCAGAAAUCAGACCUGAUAGGCUGUUUGCCAGUUACGGCGACAUCAGUAAAACCAGUUGUAGAUGUCAUAGUUCUUGAUGCUGCGGCAGUUGUGAACAUGCUUCCUCCAGGAAAGUCCAAAACAUUCAAGGAUUAUGCCACUCUUGUUUUUCUUCCCUACUUAUCAAAGCAAGCGCAAAGCGUGAAACGUGUAGACCUAGUGUUUGAUCGAUAUCUACCCAACAGUUUGAAGCAAUCCGCCAGAUUAGCAAGAGGUACAGGUGCAAGAAGACGAGUAUGCGAAAAUGCACCAGUUCCGUGUAACUGGAAAGUGUUUCUACGUUCAGAUGAGAACAAAACAGAGCUGUUCCAUUUCUUAGCCGAGUGUGCAUCAUCAAUGGAAACACAGAACGUAGCCAUCAUAAGUACCUUGGAUGACGAGAUAACAAGCUCGAAUCAAAUGGACAAAACAGGACUUGUACCAUCCAACCAUGAAGAAGCCGACUCACGAAUGCUACUACAUGUAAAGCAUGCAUCACUACAAGGCCACAAUAGAGUCAUGAUAAGAACUGUUGAUACGGAUGUAGUGGUUUUGGCCAUUUCAUUUUUUCAUAAACUGGAACUUCGUGAGCUGUGGAUCUUGUUUGGUGUUGGAAAGCAUCUGCGCUAUUUACCUAUCCACAGCAUCAUGCAGAAGCYAGAGCUAACAGAGAUGCAAUGUGAGGCCUUACCAUUUUUUCAUGCGCUCACUGGCUGUGACAGUGUUUCAUUUUUUGCAAACAUAGGCAAGAAAACGGCAUUUCACGCUUGGAAGUGCUUUCCUGAAGCAACACCGGUGUUUAGAUCCUUAUCCUCUCCAGUCGAGUCAGUAACUGAAGAUCAAGUCAGAAUCCUGGAACGUUUCGUUAUAACAAUGUAUAGCAGCACCUGCCCACAUGAAAAUAUUGAUGAAGCAAGGCAAUCUAUAUUUUCACAGGGCACAAAGACCAUCCAGCACAUACCUCCAACGAAGGCGGCAUUGAAACAACAUUUAAAAAGAGCUGUUUAUCAAGCAGGGCAUGUAUGGGGCCAAUCUCUGGUACCUUUGCAGGAGCUACCAAGUCCAUCUCAAUGGGGUUGGCAAAGUAUGCCAAAUGGAUGGGAGCCAUUGUGGACAACACUUCCCGAGGCAUCCAAGAUCUGUAAUGAACUUAUUCAAUGUGGAUGCAAGAAAGCAUGCCGAGGUCUUUACAAACAAUUUAAACAACAACCUGAGACAAGUAGCGAACRACCUGAGAUAACAAGAAGCGAACAACCUGAGAUAACAAGUACCGAAAAAUCUGAGAGAGCAACUGGUAAACUCCAUUCAUUUCCUCUUGGGAUGAAUGCCUUGUUUAGAGUUGUGCUACACGACAACAUUGGAAGGGAGUUUCACUCUACUGGAAUACCACUCAAAUACCGGUUAAACAGGUUUGAUGCUGUUCACAUUGUUCCUGGUUCAGAGAAUGGUACAUUUUAUGCCCGUGCUAUGAAUAUUGGACAAGCUAUAUUUAAGGUCUGGGAUGAAAACUCACCUCUUGUCAAUGAUUAUAUAAGAAUUCGCGUUGAGUAUGGUCUUGCACCAACCAAAGCUACACUACUGUUAGGAAUGGCACAACAAUUUAAGACUACAAUUUGGGCAGAUGGUCACAUUGGCAAAUGGUUUUCAUCCAACCCUGAUGUCAUUACCAUUGACUCAAACACAGGCAUUGCCAUUGCACURUCUUCAGGGUCAGCUACAGUACAAUACAAGAUACCAGAACACUUUUCAGCUCAAACAGAAGUCAAAGUAGAAAGUMUUUCACAAAUACAAGUCAACUAUGACCAGUCAAAGAUUAUCACAAACAUUCCCCUUAAGGGUGAUUUGGGGUAUAUUGUUCCUGUUACCCUUAGCAAUGAUUAUAUGUCGUCAAGCAAUGCUGACAACUUGGUUGCUAUGGAGGGAGUGAUGCUAUUUGAAAGCCUUGGUUCACUGACACAGCGUGUGAUAUCAUGUGUUUUAAGGUUUAGUUAUGAAAUGCAAGGGUCACUUAGAGCGAGAGAACUCUUUGAUGUGAAACCAGGUCUUGUGUCAGGUAAACCAAUGUGUUACAUCAUACCUAAAGCAGCUCCGGCCGACAUAACUCUAUUUGCAAGUACMUUGGACAGCGAGUUGAAUCUUAUUGUCAAGGUSCAUGACGAGGUUCAUGAUGAUGACGUGUCAUCGCAUGCAGUUUCAUUGCCGUUUCUACCAGCAUUUWCACUAAGUGUACAUGAAGUGCAUCUUACUGGGGAGGAUGARAGYAAYGGCAAGACWGURGCUGUUAUUGGUGUGCCAAGACAACUGAAAUCUUUGAUGGUCAAACCACAUGAUAAAUCUGUUGUACUGGUAUCACAGCUUCCUUCACAAGAAGACAAUCAAGUUUUAUACAAAAUCAUGGUCACUAAKAACCAGGAAUCUUUCCAGGAACAUCCUGUAGAAUUCCUUAGCAUGUUGACUGGACAAAAAAGCAUUCUCCAUGUAUCCUACAAAAGAUCUGGCGCAAUCCCACCCAUCAUUGCAUACCAACCUUCGUGCCCCAACCCUGCAGAUCCYCGAUGUCCAAAGGCUGAGAAAGAAGUUCAUUGGAGAAGGCUGUUUUUGUCUUUACUUGGSGAAACAAGUGCUUGGUUUAUUGGUUUCUCUAUCAUCAUUGCUCUCAUUAUUGUUUUAUUCAUUAUAUGCUGCACAGAAAGAACAAGAAGCUCUCCUCCUGUACAGGCACCAUUUUCACCUUAUGCCCCUGGGAGCCCCUACCCAGGAAGUCCCAUGGGAACACCAUAUACRGAUGUAGGUCCCUUGUACAGUACUGGGACUCCACAAAGUAUUGACAGCUCAGCUCAGAGGAAGAGCUUCAAGAGGUCUGAAGUAAGGCAUCGUCAUACAAAGACUGCCAUGGAGGAUGAAGAUAGUAGUGUUGUUGGWGGGGGGUCMCCAGGGUCAACAUCACUGGGACGUUAYUCACCUGGGUACCCCAGGGGACUGUAUAGUGUAACACAAUAAUGGACCAACUUUUUCUGGAGUUGUUAAAAAGUGCARCUCAGUAAUAGUGAGUUAAGCUCGGCAGAAAGAUGGCAUAWCAUAAUCUUAAUACCCUAAAUUUAGGGCUCUUUGAAAUGUAAAACAUUGACCAUUGAUCUCAAAAUGCCAUGCAGGAAUUGUCACACAAUACACUGACAUGUCAURCAAUACACUCKUAUGUCAUGCAAUACAAUGRCAUGUCAAUCAAAACAUGAGCAYGMCAAUCAGGUWUUGAAGUUGUGACAAUCUUCAGACUAUUGUUCGUUAAGUGAUUAUUAUAUAUUCAUCAACUAGGUUUUUUUACUGGCGUGACAAGUGUGUAACGCAAUAUAUGUAUCGGUCGCACAACACACUCAAUGCACAUAAUAUGAUCAAGUAUUUUUCUAUUCCUGUAUCUUUCUCCUAAAGUGUUAUAUUAAGAUAAGUAUUUGAAUCRGUAUUUAUUUAGGCUUUUUUGAAUGUGGAAGUUAAGGUAAUAUUGGAAAAGAUUGGUGUAAAAUUAUAUCUUGUUAAUGUAAUCUUUAAAAAGCUAGUUUUUCACAAUUAAUGUAGAAUUAUCACUAGCUGUGGCUGGUUGUGGGAAGGGUGGACAACACUUCAACUUCACACACUUUUAGUGGUUGUAAUCUAUUAUUAAUGUGUUCUCUGUUAGAUUUAAUAAAUCCUCAAAGAUUCCAGUUCAA
Molecule: messenger RNA, 10804 nt
Organism: Exaiptasia diaphana
Lineage: Eukaryota; Metazoa; Cnidaria; Anthozoa; Actiniaria; Aiptasiidae
Product: nuclear pore membrane glycoprotein 210
Exons: 41
Coding region: 63-10103 (3346 amino acids)
Cellular component (GO): nuclear pore
Source: RefSeq, a predicted model, not a curated record